AAAAGCUCCCCUGCUCACAGGCUCUCGGGGAGCUGGCUGGCUGGCUGCUCGGGCUCCAUAUGCAGCAGCAGGCACUGUCCUGAUCACCUAGAGCUCGUCCACUUCCACAUGAUCAGCUGCUCCCCUCCAUCUCACCCACUCACCCUCACACUGGAUUUAUACCUGUCUAUGAUCACACACCUACCGCACUGCUCUCCGGCUGCUGGGGUACCCAGAGGGGAGGGGUGGAGGCAGCUCACUUUUAUUUCCUUGCAUGAGUGAAGAGAGCAGCGAUCAGGCAGAGCUGAGAGAGAAUAGGAGCAGGAGCUGUCUUUAUUGACAUCACCCCUCACCCCCUCCCUGCUCCCUCUGUAACCCAGCCAGCCCGGGCGAUCCACACCUGCAAUGUCCUAUCCUCAGGGUUACCUCUACCAGCCCCCCGGUUCCCUGGCUCUCUACCCCUGUCCGGCUUAUGGAGCUUCGGCGCUGGCCGCCCCCAGGAGCGAGGAGCUGGCCAGGUCUUCGUCCGGCUCCGCUUUCAGCCCUUACCCGGGAUCUGCCGCCUUCAGCGCCCAGGCGGCCACAGGUUUCAGCAGCCCCCUGCAAUACUCCAGCGAGCCGGGAGGAUUCCCCUCCUACAUGGUGAGUGAGUGCUCCCUGCUCCCCGGCCCCUCAACUCGGUGAGGGCUAGUUACUUUAUAGCCCCCUCCUCCUGCACACACCAUUCUCACACUCUGAGUGAGCCUAAAAUAAGAUAUACCUUCACAUAUCCUCAAAUACUUUUAAUUUCACAUUAUUUUCUAUUUACAUUUUUAUUCAGUGUGUGCAACAAUUUGAACUUAUUAUACGUGCUUAUGUAUGUAAUAUAUAUAAUAUAUAUACUGACUAAUAUAAAGAGACAAUCUGUAAUAUGUACAGUACUUUUACAGGACGUCACUCUAUAUAUAUCACCUUUCAUAACAAAUGUAUAAUAUAUAUAUUGCCAGCACGGCAAUUGUAAUUCUUUUUAAUUCAUCGUUUAUUUUUCGGUGAUUAAUAAUUACCAGAUCACUCGUGUUGAGAGAGUUUUUUUUUUUUUAUUAUUUACCAGCGAAAUGAAAACCAACAUAUAUCACGUGUAAAAUGUUUAAUACAAAAAAUAUAUAUGUUUCCAAGUACAAAUGUGGCUGGGGUUAAGCACUGUUCGCCUAGCGAUUCCCGUGGUUAUUAUUUUAUCUUCUUAAUUUUUAAGCUUUUUUUAACUUUUAACAAUUCGUUAGUAAAUAGCAUCUGAUAUUCCGUUUUUAACAAUGUUGCUAUUGUAUUUUUUUCAAAGUAUUUAACAUGUAUUGAUACAGUGUUGUCAUUGUGCGUGAAAGUGUGGGAAUACUGAGAAGUGUGAAUAAUGUUGCUGAGAUUAUAUUUAAGUGCUCAUUGGGCGAACUUUGCAAGCAAAAUAAUUGUAGGUUUUACCUCUGUAAAUGUUUGAAUUUUCACACUUUAAAGGUUAAUGACACAAUUAAACACUGCUCUCUAGUUAAAUGUAUCCUCGCUUUAUUGGGGGUCUAAACACGUUUUUAAGUACUUUAUGGUGCUAACAAAUGAGAAGAGAUGUGUCCAAUAACUGUGGUCGUGUACAACUGAUCGAGUUCUUAGGGAUAUCUUUAACUUGCUCACAUUAUGCAGACUUAAAUAAAGGCAAUUUGAACGUUAAAGAGCGAAUUAAAAUGCAAAUUGCAUGCUAUUUGAACAAUUCGAAGUCAUGCAUAUCUUCUGAUUUGCAAAUUGGAUUUACAAUGCAUUAGACGAGUGAAUUGCUCCAAGAUGGCAUUGUUAUAUUUUCAGCCACAGAAUAAAGGAACUGAUUUCUUUUGAAGCUCUUCAGUAAUCUUCAGAAUGUACAAACUACCUGUAGACAAAGAACAAUAAAACACCUACAAAGAUAAACCGUUUUCUCAUUACAAACGAUUUUUUUUUAAUUGCAUGAUAAUGGGUUUAUUUUAUUUACAAGUGCUGUUUGUGGAGGUUUUUUGUGGUUAACAGAUUCCCUUGUUUUAUAAUAUAAUAUAAUGCAAAUGUAAAAGUUGGAGAAAACAUUAAACGUUUAACCUUUAAAAAAAAACUGUCUUUCACACUUGUGUUUGGUCAGUGCAUCGAAAUGUUAAUAUUAUGUACAUGUCACACACUCCUAAAAUAAGGAUUUGCUAUGUCAGUAUUAAUAUUCGCUUAAUGGGUAUAAUUCUUUUAUUUACAGGGAUCCCCUUAUGAUGCCCACACAACUGGCAUGGCUGGGGCAAUUAGCUACCACCCGUAUGGUAGUCCUGCUUACCCAUACCAACUCAACGACCCAGCUUACAGGAAAAAUGCCACCAGGGAUGCUACUGCCACGUUGAAGGCCUGGCUGCAGGAACACAGGAAGAACCCUUACCCCACCAAGGGGGAGAAGAUCAUGUUGGCCAUCAUCACCAAAAUGACCCUCACUCAGGUCUCCACCUGGUUUGCCAAUGCCAGGAGGAGGCUCAAGAAGGAGAACAAGAUGACCUGGGCACCUCGAAAUAAAAGCGAGGAUGAAGAUGAAGAUGAUGGAGAUGGUGAAAGAGGGAAAGAAGACCAUUCAGACAAGGUCCAAGAUAGCAACGAGACGUCAGCAGAAGAUGAAGGUGAGUCAGUCUUGUUUUUACAAAGAGCAGGCCGGGAAAUUCUACCAGGAGAAUGUAGAACACUCAGCAAACAGGCCCCAACUAUUCAAACUGCAGCUCCUUAUACUGAACUCACAAGCUUACUUUACUGCAAUUAUGACUGCAGAAUUUACUGGAGAGUUACAGUUUAUUAUCAAACUUUAUAUCAGGUUUAGGGAUAUUUCAAUUGAAUAUUUAAUUAAUCUUCUGUGCAAUUUAGGGUUGGGCAAAUCCCUUGCUAUCUUAACAGCAUGCUGGUGUUGUGGAACAAAUACAAGAUCUUGCAUGCAUAAAAUAUAACUAUAUGAUGACUAAUAUAAAGAGACAAUCUGUAAUAUGUACAAUACCUUUACAGGAUGCCAAUCUAUAUAUUUCACCUUUAAUAAACAAAUGUAUAGCAAAGCCAAUAUGUUAUGGCAAAAUAUUGCAAUUUACAGUAACUUACUAUUGAGUAAUAUGGUAUAAAAGGUUACAAUGUAAACUAGUAUAUUAGAUAUAACUUAGACUGUUUUCAAAUAUAUAUUUUAGUAUAUCAUUUAAUACGAUGACGUGUUACAUCCAGCACUCUUGCUUAUUUUAUAUUUUUGUGUAUAUUAAAAAAUAUUAUUAUUAUUAUUAUUAUGUACUUACUAUGGUUAUUGAAAGCUAAAUGCCAUGGCCAAAUGCAAAAAUAUAAAUGACAAAUGUAUUAAGCACAUUUGUGGGGCACACUUGCAAAAGGGGAGCAAUCACCAUGGCAACCAGUGGAACGUACCCACUGGUUUCACCGGUUUUCGAACUUUGCUCCAAACGUUGCUCUUUAUACAUACUCAAAACUGUAUGAGGACAUGCAGAGUAAUAUAAAAGAGUAUGUAUAAAACGUGUGUGUAUAUUUCUAUGUGUUGUACACACAUUCAUUAAACGCUUGUGAAUUCUAUACAUGUUGGGGGGGUAUCUGUGCAGUUUGUGUGACAAUUGCCCUUGACCUUGUGCUGUGGUAUUUUCUAGGUAUUAGUUUGCACGUAGACUCCAUGACCGAUCACUCGUGUUCCGCCGAAUCGGACGGUGAGAAGUUGCCCUGCCGAUCUGGGGAUCAUCUCUGUGAAUCGGGGACCGAAUCCAAGGACAAGUAUGAGGAUGAUGAAGACGAUGAAGAGGUUGAUGACGAAGACAGGGGGGUCCCCUCUGCUAAAUCUGUGACGUCAUCUCCUCUUACUGGGGUAGAAGCACCUCUUCUCAACCACCACCAGCACGACGGCAGCCCUAGAAUCUUAAAUAAGGCCUCUUUGGACAAUAGGAUUUCUCCCGGAUCUCAGACUCCAGCCAAACCCAAACUCUGGUCACUGGCCGAAAUUGCCACUUCGGACCUAAAACAUCAGAAUAUCAGUCCAAGUUGUCCACCCCCUACUUUGUCCUCAGCCCCCUCCUCAUCAGCAUCGCACAGCUCGGCAUACCCUUCAUCCUCCAUUCUGGGAAGGCAUAUUUACUACACAUCGCCUUUUUAUAGCAAUUAUACAAACUAUGGGAAUUUCAAUGCUCUUCAAAGUCAAGGGAUACUGCGAUAUAAUUCGACAGUGGCGACUUCGAACGAGGGACUUAACCAAACGGUUCUCACCAGCACCUCUCUGCACAAACACCCCAGUGACUCACUAAAAAGUGUCAGCACUCAGCUCGAACAGCACUACAGGGCGAAUAACUAUGAAUCCAAAAAAGGUACGGAAUUUAGUUUUUUUUUUUUUUUUUCAAGAAUGUAAAAAUGUCUAUUGUUAAAAGAGGUAAUGGGGCUUGGCAUUGCUUUGACAGUGAAGGGGUUAAAUAAAACACCGAAUUACAGCGAUUUGACCACAUUGCAGAAUUUAGGCCAAAAUGUGUGAUUUGGAAAAUUUCGCCAACUUGGCUCAAUUAUAGUCACAGCAUGGUUAUGGUGUAUAGGCUAAAUUUUACAAUUCGGUUUUCUUUUCACCAUCAUUCGCUGUUCAGUAAUACAUUUUCAUUUCGAACUCUUGUAGGGGUUUUUUCAAGUUUUUAUUUUAUUGUUUUAAUUUUGUAUUUUAUUAUUAUUAUUUUUUCUCUUUUUUUUUGCUUUUCCCCAGCUGAACAGAUUUGGUUUAUUAAUUAGCUGUGUGUGUUUUAGGUUAAUUGAACCUGAAAAAUUCGAUUAACCCGUUGAGUUAACAUAUGGUGUGAAAGACACAAGGUGGCACUGAAAGGGGUUAAGGAAAGCGUGGUCGAUUAAAUGGGGCUUUUAAAUCUUGUGUCUGUGUGAAUUUAGCCCAUUGGAGAAUUGGAACAUAUAAUCUAGUUAGCUAGCUGUGUCCUGUGACUAACUGACGGUUAUAUUUUGACAGAUCCCACCGAAGUCUGCACAGUAGGAAUACAACCAUACCUAUAGAUGUGCAAUCAGACAGCAAUGCAAGUAAGUGAGAACACUAUCUAUUGCCUGCCUAUGGUCAUCUGAGACCAAAAUCGAAACAAAUUAGGUAGCCAUAAAUUCCCUUAUAUACCAUUUAUUGCUUCAUUACCUGGCAAUCUGGUUUAAAAGUCAAUUAGAAUCCCAGAUGUCUAUCAUUAUUAAACAGCUAAUAUACAUUCUCAUUAUUUCAUAAAAAAAAAUAAUAAAUAUAUAUUUUUUAAAAUGUCUUUAAUCAUAUCACAAAGUCACCCCUUAAGCAAAAUGUAGAUGUAUGACAUAUUUUCAAAUAAAAACCUGUUGAAUGACCAACACUUUGCUACUCACCCUUAGGUUUAAUUUUUUAAUCUUACUGCUUUUGAGACCGUUAUUAUGGUUGUAUUAGAAAACAGAUCUAAUUAUUCUUAUUUAGUUCGGUUUUAAAAACCCCUUUUUAGUUCGAUUACAAAUGUGUUUAUAAUUUAUACAUAGUGUGUGUGUAUGUGUGUAUUAUUAUAUUUAUAUAUUUAUUAUAUAUAUAAUAUUACACAUAUAUUACACAGAUUAUGUAAUGUAUGUGUGUGUCUGUGAUCAAGCAUUCCACACUGUAUUCAUAGUAGUGUUAUUGUGCAAGGAUUUUUAGUGAUUUUGGUUUUUUCCUUUAUUCACAGGCAGGUGUCACAAUUGCUUUGAAAAAAAAGUCAGCAAGCCAUCAUCUCUCCCUCAGCUAAUAAGUAUUACAACAAAUAUCUAAAUCCGGAUCACAUCGUGUGCCACUGUAUAAAGGAAGAUACACAGAGCACUAUUAAAUCUACAGACUCCUUUAAAAAAAAUUAAAGAAAGGUUCCCUUUGACAUAUGUGAAUUUCUUGGUAUAGUAUAGUUGACUUCAUGUAUAUUUGUGACUUUUUUUUUUGCAAACAAUCUGUUUUUCUCAGGAUAUCUUGACUUGAUUACUUCAUUGCCACUAUAGGUGUGAUGAUAGAAUUUAUUAUAAAUGAAUGCAAAGAAGAGGGACACAAAAAAAAAAAAACUAUUUGGAAAAUAUGUAUACAAUAGAGAUAAUAAUUGUGAUUCAUGAACUGGAGUACUUAAAAUGUGGGACGAAAAAAAAACAACAAAAAAGCAGAUUUGAUAUUUAUUUUUUUAAUGAUAUAAAAGCUUCUAGUAAUUUAUGCAAGUUGUAUUGCAAUGAAAUUCGAAACAUUUUUUUGUAAAUAAACUCUGCCUGGUUUUUAUUUGGAAACGAAAUAUGACAUUUAUUAAAUUUAUUGUCAACGAGUAUUCUCUACUAAUUUAUAUUCUAAAUUGUAAAUAAACACAAAACAGUAUGACAAUUGAC
Molecule: messenger RNA, 6345 nt
Organism: Pelobates cultripes (western spadefoot toad)
Lineage: Eukaryota; Metazoa; Chordata; Amphibia; Anura; Pelobatidae
Source: the annotation of a GenBank genome assembly